GUCGCGUGUGUAUACUAACACAACACAACAAUCAUCAGUUCGAUAUAAUCUAACGAGGUCUGCAGUUCUACAUCUGUAUAGCUUCAUUCUCUCUCUAAAAUGGCGUUUUCUGCAACUACUGCUACUACCAAUUGUCCUCCUUCUUCACUCAACCGGUUCUGUAGAAAUUCUUUAUCUAUACCGAAAACCCCUUCAACAGUAUCUUUUAAAUCUUCACCCCCUACGAAUAUUAGACUUAGAAGCAAAUCCAUCACGAUUCGAUCAAGCUCUGUUGCAGCCGCCCCAACCUCUGAAGGGUUAGCACCUGCAAUCUCUCUUACUGAGACUGCAUUGAAGCAUUUGAAUAAGAUGAGGUCCGAGAAGAGUGAAGACCUAUGCUUAAGAAUCGGAGUUAAACAAGGUGGUUGUUCUGGCAUGUCAUAUAUAAUGGACUUUGAGAGCAGAGAAAAUGCCAGACCUGAUGACUCCCUCAUCGAAUAUGAAGGCUUCACCAUAGUUUGUGAUCCCAAGAGCCUCCUCUUUCUUUACGGGAUGCAGUUGGAUUUCAGUGACGCACUUAUUGGUGGAGGCUUCACAUUCAAGAAUCCCAAUGCUACACAAACCUGUGGCUGUGGUAAAUCCUUCAAUGCAUAAGUGUCAAACAAUUUGUGAUGAACUCAACUCAAUACCAUAUUAAUGUAGGACAUUACACUGUAUUCUGUAAAUUUAAUGAAGGUGUGAAAUAUGGUUUCUACUUUUUAACUAAGCAUCACUCUCUGUAAACCAGCCUAAAUUUACCUAAUGGCAUUUAUAUGUACGAUUGGAUGUACUAAAUAUACAAAUACACUGAGGUCGUAUUUGGUGAA
This is a messenger RNA of Papaver somniferum (opium poppy), 845 nucleotides long. RefSeq names its product iron-sulfur assembly protein IscA, chloroplastic-like. Gene Ontology annotation, molecular function: protein-macromolecule adaptor activity; iron-sulfur cluster binding. Bases 100 to 633 code for a protein of 177 amino acids. The record is from RefSeq and is a predicted model, not a curated record. NCBI's taxonomy places the organism in Eukaryota, Viridiplantae, Streptophyta, Magnoliopsida, Ranunculales, Papaveraceae. Gene Ontology annotation, cellular component: chloroplast stroma. Gene Ontology annotation, biological process: iron-sulfur cluster assembly. The transcript is spliced from 3 exons.